Molecule: messenger RNA, 2018 nt
Organism: Tribolium castaneum (red flour beetle)
Lineage: Eukaryota; Metazoa; Arthropoda; Insecta; Coleoptera; Tenebrionidae
Exons: 5
Coding region: 115-1995 (626 amino acids)
Biological process (GO): regulation of cilium beat frequency
Cellular component (GO): axoneme; ciliary basal body
Source: RefSeq, a predicted model, not a curated record
CAUUGCCAACCAUUAUGUUCCGCUUCUAUAAAAGUGUUAUUCUAGGUUGCCAACCAUUAUGUUCCGCUUCUAUAAAAGUGUUAUUCUAGGCUGACAGUGUUUCUACCUUCAGCCAUGCAUUGUGACGGAGCUAUCAGGAACAUAGAGAAAGAAAUACUCCGCGAAUGUGCUUACAAAGGCAUCCAAGUCCAUGAAAACUUCCUCAAUUACUACCUCAAACUCCUCUCACUCGACCCCACAUGGGGCAUCACAGGAAAAGACGUGCUAGACAGGAGCGACGUCCAAAAUUUCAUCAAAUAUGUAGUCCACCAACUCGAAAAUCAGAACACCCCGAGCAUGAUCACCCUAAAAAUGCAGUUCUACUUCACUUGCAACUUCCAAAUGAAGCAGAAAAUGGUGAAAAGGAACAGAACUGAGCUCUUGAUGCGGCUGCGAGGCUUGGAACAGGAGAUAAUCGAUGUUAAAUACUUGACUGAAGAAGACGAGAUUAAUUUGAUGUAUAAAAAGAUCGUCUAUUACAUCACACUGGCUUCGGGGUUGGGAAAUCCAACAUUUGACGCUGUUUUUAAGGAAGUUAGGGUCGCUCUUGGAAGCAUCCUCGACCGGAACGAACUGAACGACUUCGUGGCACAACCCCGUUUUACCAAAAUUGAUAAUUUGGCCGAAUUCACUAAACUAGUGACGGGAAUUCGGCUCUUCAACAAAGACUGCGGCAAAGGAGGCGAGGGAAUGGAAGACUUGCCAAAACUGAUCAAUGAGGCACUUAUUGCCACAAAUGCCGAGCUUCAAAACACCCUAAUCUCAAUCAUGGAUAAAGUCAAUUUAAUGACCACGGCUCUAGAUUUUGUGUGUGGGACAGAAAUGGACGAAAGACACAACUAUGUUAUCGCUUAUCGCCUCCCGAAAGGUGUGACAAUGGCCGAUGUUAACUAUGUUAAAGAUUCGCUUAUUGCCUACCGCCAACAUGAGCUCUACGUCCGGAAAAUGAUGGAUGAGAUUGACAGAAUUGAAAGUACUUCCGCACAAAUUUUUACCAUUCUCCAACGGGCGCUUAUUGACCUCCACCGAGUGGUCAAGCAUCGGAUUGCAAUUCCAGUCAAUCAAGUCUUUCCCCAUUUCAUCAAGUUAUCGGACAUUUGGUGCAACCUCCAAGACCAAACAAUCCUCCUUGCCAAGCACAACCAAAUCAUGAUGAAUCUCCAGAAAUACAUCAAAGUGUUGUCAUUUCCCGAUUCCAUCGCCGAAAUGAUGAUACCACCGGGGGAAUCCCCGAUGACCGAUACCGAGCGGUUGCAAAAAACCGCCGACCAGAAAAUCCCACAGGAGGACAACCACUCCAUGGUCUUAGACCCGUUGCUCUACACCGACUUGAAUAAAUUAAAAUAUGAGUAUUUGGGUUUUUGUGCGUGGAAGAUUUUCAUGACGGAAGGGGCCCUCCUACCCGGAAAUCCAGGUCUGGGCAUCGCCAAAACCAUGAAUAUGCAGUUCGUGUUUUCGUCGGUGGAGGCGGGAAUUGCCUUUGGGAAGUGUCCCGAAAAGUGUGUCAUGGAGACAAUUAAGUUGGCGAGGAGGAAACCCGAACUGAUUAAUUUGCUGGCGAUUAAGGAUCGAUUGAUUCUCGUGCAAAAUAUUAGAGAUCUGGUGCAUGAACCACCGCUUUUGCCCUUGACGGACGAAGUUGAGGUUCAAACAGAAAUGCAUCCUGUUGAAAGUAAUAUUGACCGAAAUUACUUCUGGAAUGUGUGGGAUUUGAGGAGGAAAGCAAUAGAAUAUGCGAAUUUAACUCAUUGUCAAACUGUUAGUUGUCAAACUAAGAAGAGUUAUUAUAGAUUUAACUCGAAGAUACAGACUUGUGACCCCAGAGAUAAGGGGGCGCAAACAAAGAGGGAUAACUACACCAAUGUUCCAAAGCCUUCAACUUAUAUCUUUGGUUUGAGAGGUCGCAAAGACGAUAAACAGUUUAUCGUUGACUUGACCAGACCUGUUGAGGAGUAAAUAAAAUACUUUAGCAGUAAAAA